AAAAAAUAUUCAUGUUUUUGCGGAUGGAUUGGACACUUUUCCGCUGUCCAAUAUUUUAUUUAGUUUUAUUGUAAAAAUGGAUUAAAGCCAUUGACGCCGUAAAUAACUUCGUCGCUGAGCGUUCCAGUUGUGCUCAUUAAAAUAAUUUAUGAAGUUUUAACUGUGAAGUAUUAAAUGUUUGUGUAAACAUGUUGUCGAGAUUCCACCAUUACCAUGGCUCGAAUAUAAUUUUAUUUGAAGAAAAUACGGUUGCUUACCGUAAAGCAAGCUUUGCUCAUGGCCUGACCUUCAGUGAAAAGCCUCUGCUUCCCGGGGAAAUAUUCUUAGUAGAGAUAGAAAAAACGGAGCGCGGAUGGAGCGGUCAUAUGCGGCUCGGUUUGACCCUGUUAGAUCCUCAGACCGCAGCUCUUGGUGAUAAAGGUCUGCCACAGUAUGCUUUGCCCGAUCUAGCGAAUACUGGAAUGUCAUGGAUAUUCCCUAUCUCGAAAUCGCAGAACAAUGUUCUCAUUGAGCUUGUGAAUCAGGGUGCUAGUGGAAGACGAGAGAGUGAGCCUCGCGUCUCCGUGCUGGGGGAUGGCCAUAGUGUUAGGACUCCCCGUGGUUACAUUUCAAAGAGUAUCCUAAAGCCACAAAUACCUACCCAGAAUGGGACACCGCAAGGCAUUCUACCAAUGGAUGCAGGCAGCCGCAUUGGUGUGAUGUUUGUUCCGUGUCCUAAAACGAGCCGGGACGAGAAUGAUAUGGCCGAAAUGCACUUUAUAAUCAAUGGUGAAGACCAGGGACCUUGUACGAAAACUAUUCCUUACAAAAGAGGCCCUUUGCAUGCUGUUGUUGAUGUUUAUGGGACUACCAAGCAAGUUAAGAUAGUUCAACUUUAUGGAGUGAAAACGCUACAGAAUGUGUGCAGGGAUGCAAUCCUACAAUACGUCAAGGACAAACCUAGUUCAGUGAAAGCGUUACCUUUGCCAAAAUGUUUGAAGGACUUUCUACUCUCUUAGACGUUUUAAGUCCGGGUUACGGAGAUGACAAUAAUCAAGUGAGUGGACCUCAUGAAUUGUAAUCUUUUUGAAUGGUUGAGUGAUAUUUUAACAGUAAGGCUGGUUUUAGAAUCACGCUGACGCACGCUGACCGUCAGCGCUGAGAGUCGAAAUGUAUGAAGCGUCGGCGCCAAACGAUCAGCGUCAAUCAGGAACGUUCCCUUC
Messenger RNA from Ostrinia furnacalis (Asian corn borer), 1202 nucleotides. Its product is annotated as neuralized-like protein 2. The transcript has 2 exons. Bases 189 to 998 code for a protein of 269 amino acids. Lineage: Eukaryota; Metazoa; Arthropoda; Insecta; Lepidoptera; Crambidae. Gene Ontology annotation, biological process: intracellular signal transduction. The record is from RefSeq and is a predicted model, not a curated record. Gene Ontology annotation, molecular function: ubiquitin protein ligase activity.